Messenger RNA from Colletotrichum lupini, 1524 nucleotides. RefSeq lists its product as uncharacterized. The transcript has 6 exons. The record is from RefSeq and is a predicted model, not a curated record. The coding region runs from base 1 to 1524 and encodes 507 amino acids. Lineage: Eukaryota; Fungi; Ascomycota; Sordariomycetes; Glomerellales; Glomerellaceae.
AUGAUAUACGUUUCCACCGUGUUCGUGAUGGCGCAUUAUGGUGAGGGCUAUCAUGCAUGGGAGCUCACGAAAGAAUCGUAUCAAGAAGUGAUGAGAUGGCUGUACGCCAGCUCCAUUGUCUACUGCCCGGCAGCAUACUUUACGAAGGUUACUUUACUCUUACUCGAAGCACGAGUCUUUGCCGUGCACGAGCGAGUUUCACGCGGGAUCAAAGUCUUCAUCGUCACCCUACUUAUCUGCUAUAUCCCAAUUCAGACACUCAAGACUGUCAUCUGCUUGCCGGUGUCAGCCUUUUGGAACCCCAAGACACCAAAUCCGAGAUGCUUGAAUCAACGCAAAAUUUUCAUUGCGGAUCUGAGCCUGGCGAUCAUCACAGACUUCUUCAUCCUCGUGCUCCCGGUACCAUUGUUAUGGGGGUUGCGCAUGCCUUUGCGGAAGAAGCUGAAAGUUGCCGCGCUACUUGGAGCUGGAGGUAUUGCGACAGCUGUGACUGUCUAUCGCAUGUAUCUCGUCGUUCAAUUUCUCGCUUCGACAGAUGUCACUGCGGACUUUGUUGUUUUGGACCUUAUCACAGCACUGGAACUUGUCAUCGGCGUCGUUUGUGCUUGUUUACCCUCCACCAACCUCCUCUACGAACGGGUACGAAAGGGAGAAGGAAAGCCGAUGGGCCAUCUGCCACGGACUGUGGGUGAUCUCAAGAAAGGGAGCAGUUCAAGCUCAUCUUACUGGCGCAGUAUAUUGCCGAAUAAGCAACUGAGGACUACGCGCACGGCCGUUACCGUAGGAGAACGUACUGCAAUAAGUCAAACGGGCCCCGCCAACUUCGAUACCGAACUCGCGGUCCUCACUGGUCAGCCGAUGGGAAUGAGGCCAUUGACGGAAGAGACAGCUAGGAAGUCGGAGCAGACUGCCGAAGACUGGACCUACAACCCAAGAGCAAAUUCAAUGGACGGAAGGAGAGAAGGAUGGCUGGCGCAGGGUGGCGAGAGCUCAGCACCAGGGUGUUCAGGGUACAGGGUACCCAACUGGCAAAAUCACGAUAUGGAGGCCAGAAAGUCUUGGGAGGCUGUGUGGGAAAAGGCCAUACCUCCGGAGGGGUUAUCCUCGAUACCUGAAGAUGACGGUCCUCCCCGAUUGCAGCUAGCAAAACAUCCACCACCAGACUGGGAGCACCUAACAAAGAAAGCCACAGUCGAGAGAAAAAUAUGCAGGGACAUUCAGAUGAAGCUCGUGAGGGACGGUCUCGAUCGACUACUCUAUAAAUCCAAGCUUGAUGAAACUUUCCGAUCAAAAAUACAAGUCUUGUUAUCUGUUGUAGACAUAAUUGAGUCGAUGAGGCAAUAUAAACUUUCUCAAACGCUGAUGCAGCUUCAUGUUCUGACUUCUGAAGAGGGAGAGCCUUGGGAACACUUGCUUUCAAUGCGAACAAGCAUCGACUUUCAUGAAAAAAACAUUCCUCUCCCAGAAAUCGAUAAAGACCUGGCUUCUAUGUGUCGUUGCAAAUCCAAUUUGAAGUCGUCUUAA